AUGCCAGAAAUAAUUUACACCCCCUACGACGCAACCCAAGAACCGAGACAGCUCGAGGCCAUCCGUACGCUGAUAUCUACUGACCUUUCCGAGCCGUACAGCAUCUACGUCUACCGCUACUUUCUCUAUCAAUGGGGAGACCUGUGCUACAUGGUUCCCCUCCCCUCCCUCCCCCCCCCGCAAUAGCUAACGCGGCCGUAGGCAAUGGACGAGGGAACCAUGAUUGGCGUCGUGGUCUGCAAGCUUGAGACCCAUCGCGGCGGGCCAAUGCGCGGGUACAUUGCCAUGCUAGCUGUUAGGGAACGUUACCGGGGUAAAGGGAUCGCGACGAACCUGGUCAAGAUGGCGAUCAAAGCUAUGAUCGAGAGGGAUGCUGAUGAGGUAUCACUUAUGCUCACCGGGGGUGGGCGUUGGCGGCUAAUUGGGCGCGGGGGGAGAGUAGGUAGCGUUGGAGACAGAGAUCACCAAUACCGCUGCCAUGAGGCUUUACGAAGGGUUGGGUUUCCUGCGGAGUAAGCGAUUGCAUAGGUAUUAUUUGAAUGGGAAUUCGGCGUUUAGGUUGCUGCUGCCGUUGAAGAGUCAGCAGCAGCAGGGGCAGCGGUGUCAAGACCAUGGGCAUGAUGAGUGCUGUGAACAUGAACAUGAGGAGCACGAGCACGAGCACGAGAGCGUGCACAGCAGCGACGAGUACGAGAGUGUGCACAGCAGCGACGUGUGA
Tuber aestivum (summer truffle) is the source of this 718-nucleotide messenger RNA. Lineage: Eukaryota; Fungi; Ascomycota; Pezizomycetes; Pezizales; Tuberaceae. The record is from the annotation of a GenBank genome assembly.